AUGUCUUCCGACCCGAACGGCAACACCAACUGCAGCAACCUCACGGACUGCUAUAACUGCAAGAACAGCAGCAACUGUAGGCCUCCUCACCUUCUGCCCCCGCGCCGCCCAAACGCGACACUGAUCCAGGACCUGCUGACUGACUUUCUCUCCCUCCCGCCAGGCGUUGGAUGCAACCGACUGAACAACUGCAGCAACAUGAACAACAGCGACGACUGUACCGACUCCAGCAACUGCACUGACUGCACUGACCUCGUCAACUGCUCCAACUGCAGCGACUGCUCUGGCCUGACCGACUCCAGCAACCAGCAUGGUGUCCACAAGAACGAGGCCGAGCUGUGA
Molecule: messenger RNA, 342 nt
Organism: Diaporthe citri
Lineage: Eukaryota; Fungi; Ascomycota; Sordariomycetes; Diaporthales; Diaporthaceae
Exons: 3
Coding region: 1-342 (113 amino acids)
Source: RefSeq, a predicted model, not a curated record